AUGCCAUCACAAAGAAAAACAACGGCCCCUAGUCCCCAGCAGGCCUUAAGUGGUCAAGGGGUGCCAAGAAUCCCUGGGAAGUAUGAAAUAGCGGAGGGAUGUUGCAGAAAAAUUCAGAAUGGCCCCUCUAUGGUACUUAGACUUGGAACGCUCAAUGUUGGAUCACUGACUGGCCGCAGCAUGGAAAUCGCAGAAAUGCUCGAGCGUAAAAAGAUUGACAUCUGUUGCCUUCAGGAAAUCCGAUGGAAAUCGAAUGGUGUCUGUCAUGUCAACUCAGACAAAGAAAAAUAUAAACUAAUUUGGAAUGGUCAAAAGACGGCCAAAAAUGGUGUUGGAAUUUUUGUCAGAGAACCGCUAGUCCAAGAAGUACUAGAUAUUAAAAGGAUUAAUUCACGCGAUCUCAAUGGCCACGUUGGAAAGAAAACAGAUGGUUUUGACAACGUACAUGGCGGUUUUGGCUAUAGAGAACGGAAUGAAGAUGGCAACCGCAUCCUUGAGUUUGCUGAAAGUCACGGGUUUUGUUUACUGAACACAUAUUUUAGAAAAAGCAGUAUUUGCCAACAUUUUCAGGAUAGUGACGGAAACCCACUUCUAGUUCACUGGGAUGGGAAGAUCAUGAAUGAUGCGACAAACACUGAUAAUCCACACUCCAGAACUGAUAGAGUGGCUUUUAUCACUACUGAGUGCAUAUGUACUACACCUCGUAUGCUGCCGAUGUUAGAAUACGGGGCCCAACCAACUGAAAUGAUGUUUGAAACUGGCAAGAUAUGCUGCACAAUUAGCGGUUCAAGUAUUAUAGCUUUCUGA
Molecule: messenger RNA, 807 nt
Organism: Helobdella robusta
Lineage: Eukaryota; Metazoa; Annelida; Clitellata; Rhynchobdellida; Glossiphoniidae
Exons: 4
Coding region: 1-807 (268 amino acids)
Biological process (GO): chromatin remodeling
Cellular component (GO): nucleus
Molecular function (GO): catalytic activity
Source: RefSeq, a predicted model, not a curated record